AUGAAUCUGCAGAAGAAACAAGCGCUGUUGGAGAGUGAUUAUAAUGCGCAUCAAGAUCGAAUCGAAAGUCUUCAUAAUCAAGCAAAGACAUUCAGUGAGAGUGGUCACUUUGAUGCACCAGUGAUUCUUCGUAAAGAAGAGGCACUUCGCAAUCGUUACAACGCGCUGCGUGAUCCACUGAAUAGUCGAAAGGCGAAACUGGCCGAAUCUCUGCAAGGCAAUCAGCUGUUCAGAGAUAUUGACGAUGAACUGGCUUGGAUUCGCGAAAAAGAACAAAUCGCUGGCAGCACCAAUAGAGGUUAG
Anisakis simplex (herring worm) is the source of this 303-nucleotide messenger RNA. Lineage: Eukaryota; Metazoa; Nematoda; Chromadorea; Rhabditida; Anisakidae. The record is from the annotation of a GenBank genome assembly.